This is a messenger RNA of Enhydra lutris kenyoni (northern sea otter), 942 nucleotides long. Its product is annotated as olfactory receptor 5B2-like. Lineage: Eukaryota; Metazoa; Chordata; Mammalia; Carnivora; Mustelidae. Gene Ontology annotation, biological process: G protein-coupled receptor signaling pathway; sensory perception of smell. Gene Ontology annotation, cellular component: membrane. The record is from RefSeq and is a predicted model, not a curated record. Gene Ontology annotation, molecular function: odorant binding; olfactory receptor activity; G protein-coupled receptor activity.
UUGAUGGAUAACAACACAGAAGGGACACAGUUUAUCCUGCUGGGACUAACCAAUGCCCCAGAGCUACAGAUCCCCCUCUUUAUCAUGUUUACUCUCAUUUACCUCAUCAAUGUGAUUGGAAACUUGGGGAUGAUGGUGUUGAUUCUGUUGGACUCUCGUCUCCACACUCCCAUGUACUUCUUCCUCAGUAACCUGUCUCUGGUGGACUUUUGUUAUUCUACAGCUGUCACUCCCAAGGUCAUGGCUGGAUUUCUUAUAGGAGAAAAGAUCAUCUCCUACAAUACAUGUGCUGCUCAGAUGUUCUUUUUUGUAGCCUUUGCCACUGUGGAAAAUUAUCUCUUAUCCUCAAGCUAUGACUGCUACGCAGCUGUGUGCAAACCCUUCCAUUACACCACCAUCAUGACAACAGGUGUGUGUGCUCAUCUGGCCAUAGGCUCCUACAUCUGUGGUUUCUUAAAUGCCUCCUUCCAUGUUGGGGACAUAUUCAGUCUGUCUUUAUGUAAUUCCAAUCUGAUCCAUCACUUUUUCUGUGAUGUUCCGGCAGUCAUGGCUCUCUCUUGCUCUGAGAAACAUGUUAGUGAGGUGGCUCUUGUUUUUAUGUCAAGCUUUAAUGCCCUUUUUGCUCUUCUGGUUAUAUUGAUUUCCUACCUAUUCAUAUUUAUAACCAUCUUGAGGAUGCAGUCAGCUCAAGGGCACCAAAAGGCUUUAUCCACCUGUGCUUCCCACCUCACUACAGUGUCCAUCUUUUAUGGGACAGUCAUUUUCAUGUACUUACAGCCCAUCUCCAGCCAUUCCAUGGACACAGACAAAAUGGCAGCUGUUUAUUUUAUGAUCAUCCCCAUGUUGAACCCUGUGGUCUAUAGCCUGAGGAACAAAGAGUUCAAGUGUGCAUUCAAGAAGGUGUUGGAAAAAGCAAAUUUUUCUAUAGGAUUGGCAAUUUAA